CUAUAUUGGAGCACAGAAGGCCGCCCGAUCUCUCCGAUCCCCGCAAGGCUUCGUUUCGAUCAUGUCGGGAUGGUUGUCUUCGGUGAACAACCUGCUGGAAAACCUCGACGGGCAGGCGGAAACCGUGGCCGAAACGGUCGCGGAGCAGGCGACAACCGCCGGGAUCUCCAGCAACCUGAGGAGGCUCAACCACACCCUCGCCAGCAACGCCAGCGCCCUCACGAGCAACAUCGCGAUGAGCGGCGGCAUCGCCGCGGGCACCAAGAGCGGAAGCAGCGGUGGAAGCUACACGAACAGUGAUUCCUACGACGACGAGGACUAUUCCUACGAGGAUAACGAAGACAACGAAGGAUUCUUUGGAGACGAGGAAGGAUUCUUCGGAGACGACGAUUCGGCAGAAAGUGGCGGUUCCGGCGGCGCGGAAGGGUUGGGGAGCACCAGCAGCAAAAACAACAACAACGAACCCGAGACCAGCGAAACCGAAAACGAGAACGAGAACACACCAGAGGCAAACAGCGGCUUUGGCGACGCACCCAGUAGCGGCGGAGUAGAUACGGCGGACCUUCCCGGGAGUGACGACGGCAUCGAUGGCCUUUUGCAAGAGGGUUCCGGCGACGCCGGUGCUGCGGAAGGUCCGCCGCGAGAAGAGGGCGAGCCCGGCGCCACGGUUCCGGGGAACCCGGUCCCCGAUGCCGAGCGCGAAACGACGGGACCGAGGCCGCCGUCCGGCGACGAGGGAGGGGCCGAUCGCGGGGAAUCGCCGCCCACACCGAUUCCCGACCAGCCGAAGCGCGGCGGCGAUGCAGGAACAACGGCGACGGAAGAAACCAACGGCGGCGGAUCCGACGGCACCGAUGCCAGGGGCGACGAAGGCAAUCCAACCGAGCCGGGGUUGUCCAAGAACGAAGAGACCAGCAACAAAGAUGCCGGUUCCUCCGUUGCUUCCGUCCGGAAGGUGGGAUCGGCUAGUGGAGCUACCGAUCCAUCCAAGUCCACGCGGCAGCACCAGAAAAGCAACACGUCUGCCACUGCUGCGGUUGCCAGUGUCGACACGGAUAGAGACGACAAAGACGACCCCGGAGUAGCCGCAAAGGAGCAAAAGAAGAAGCCUCCUCCACCUCGACCGCCUGCGAGAAGCGUGGUGCCACCGCCAAAUCCGAACGCCUCUAAACCGAACGUUGCUCGCUCGGAAACUCCUCCUCAUGCUACCACAACGAUCAACAAGAGAAAGGACGAUAUAAAACUCAAAGAACAGAAGCAAAGGUUCCUGCAGCAGCAGCAACAACUAGUGUCAAAGAACAAGACGAUCCAAUCCUUGCAGUCCCAGGUUGGAAAAAUGAAAGAUGAGCUGGCAAAGGGAGAAGCCAAGAAGCAGGAACUCGAGCAACGAACGAAAGAUCUCGGGGACAAACUCGAAGCAAGCGAACGCGAAGUCGAGGCACAAGCCGAAGAACUCCUGCGAGCCGGAAAAGAAAUGGAACAAAUGCGCACAAACGCCAGAGAGGAGCGGGAAGAUAUACAGGACGACCACGACGACGAAAUGGAAGACCUGCAGCGCGACCACCAGGCAGCCCUGGACAAGAUGCGCCAAGAAUACGAACAACAACUAGCAGAGUGGAAGGAACGUUUUGAGUCGGAAGUGACCCUUCGACAACAAGAGGGUGGGGACUCGAUUCGCGACUUGCGGGACGCAAAUCAGAGAGAAAAGGAAGCCCUCAAAAAACUCGCCGAGGUCGCGGCAGAAAAAACGGCCCUGCAAGCGAAACUCGAUCGGGUGAUUGGCCACGAGACGACCCUUCAGCAACAAGUGGAAUCGUCCAUGGAGUCGGCGGAAACGGUUGCGGCGAGAGAGCGGCGAGCGCGCGAAGAACUUGACGAAGCGACGGCCCUCCACGCAAAGCAAAUGGCCCAGCGGCAGGCAAGGGAGGCAGAACUGGAGCAAACCAUACUCGAGAUGGGUUCGGCACUUACGAUGGCAAAGCAGGAGCUCCAGCAACAAAGGAUGGCGUCCUCUAAGCACGGUGCAGCUCCCGGAUCGUCGCCGGACGAGGAGCAACAGGAAGCGAAUGGAUCAUACUUCAAGGAACAACUGGAACAAGUUUCUGAGGAGCUCGAGACCGUUCGGGUUCGAUUGACCAUGGAGACGCAACGGAGAGAGGCCCUCCAGCAACAGCUAACGGAAGUGUCGCAGGAACGAAAACAAGAACUGUCUUCGACGCAGGCUCGACAGCACCAACACGACCGCAAGGUUGCGGAUUUAGAAGCUACGAUCCACCGAUUGCAGGACUCCGCAAGGGCCUUGCAACAGAAAGCGGGUCAUUCCGGAAGCAACACCGGUGGGGUUGGCAACGAUUCUAAUGCAACACACCCCAGCUCGGUCAAUGGCGACGUGCAACAGCCGCGAGGUCCGUCCGAGCUGGAACUGGAAAGAGCAAAACGCGAGAUUGCAAAUUUGUCGGAACAGCUCUUGCGCCAACAAAGCGUUGCAAAGAACGCCAAGUCCGAGAUAUUGGCCCUGAAGGGACGGCUGCAGGCAGCAAAUGCCCGCGCCGAAGAAGCCGAGAAGGCAGGCCACCACUCGAAAACCGCGGCAAACCCCCGCUCGCGCUCCUACGACAUUGAGAGCCGCGGGAACCAUGGCAAUGGCACCACGUUCUCCCCCCGCCGAAGAAUCAAGGGCGGAUCGUCCCGCGGAGUGCGAUCGAUCCGAUCGGCCCUGCCGUGUUUCGCGUCCGGGCGUCCAGCCGAAUCUGGCGCGGCACUGGAACAGGUGGCUCUCACCAUCGACGCUAUUGACUCGUGGAUGGUGGACACCGGGUCGUUCAUGCGACACGAACCCCUUGCCCGAUUGGGCUUGCUCCUCUAUUUGAUGGUGUUGCAUUUGUGGUCCUUUGCUCUGGUUGUCUUUCACACUACCGAAGUGGAACACGGAGAUUUUGGCUCGAUGGACAGCAAUCCAAGGCACUGGAGAGAGCAUACAUAAAGAGAAAACUAAAUGAAACUAAACGAA
Molecule: messenger RNA, 3010 nt
Organism: Pseudo-nitzschia multistriata
Lineage: Eukaryota; Bacillariophyta; Bacillariophyceae; Bacillariales; Bacillariaceae
Source: the annotation of a GenBank genome assembly